AUGAUAGAAUAAGAAUUUAAAUGUUCACAUGAACAUGUUCAUGAUAAUUAAAAAGCUGACAUAUUCCUACUUGAGAAAUCUCUACCAAAAGAUAAGAGAUUGAUUUGCAAUUAGUGUUGGCAAUUUUAUGAUAGAAAUCUUAAUUAUAUUUCACUCACUUAAGCUAAAAUACUUAUACAUUAAAAUUAAGAAAUGUUACAAAAUGUCAUUCAUAAUAAAAUAUUACCCAUUCUUAAUGCCUUAGAUAAAUUUAAUAUUUAUAUUAUUGACAUCAAAACUUCAUUCAAUAAUAAUAUUGAUACUAUCACCUCAGCUCUCAAUUUAUGGUAAUAAUCAUUGUAAACUUUUAAUAAUUCCCUCUCUUAAUAUAAAUUGGAAUCCCAUCUAAAUAAUCUUGUUGACACACAAGAUCUAGAUACAUCAGUACAAUUUUUAAACUUAAUUGAACAACUUAAACAUACUAAUAUUUCUCAUUAUUAAAAAAUUAAUGAUAAACUCUUUACCCUUUUCAAUUCUAAUGUUGUUGCUGACUCCUAAAUCACUUUAUUUGAAACUCUCAAAUUAACACUUAUCCAAUAAGUUAGACCAGAUGAACAACUUUUAUCUGUUAUGCUUAAGUAACAAGAAGUAAAUUUAUUAUCUCUAUUAUAAGAAAAGUUUUAGAAUCAAAGCAAUAUGUAAAUUACAUGAAAAUAAACCUAUCCUUUUUAUUCAUUAAAAAGAAAAUCUCAAUCUUUAUUGUUCUUCCUGCAAAAAUAGAGAAGGGAAGUGUCUUGAUGAAUUUAUUACUGAAUGGAAAACUUAUGAUUCCUAAGUUCUUCAAGAAAAACAAAUAAUCACUGAAAAUAUCUAUUAAACAUUUCAAGAAAAAUUUUAAAUAUUCCAAGAUUUAUAAAAAAAUUAUUAACAAUUUAUUGAAUGCAAAUAUAAAUCAUUAUCAAAUCUACUUUUUGAUUAAAUAACAUAAUAGAUAGCAUCUUUUAAAUAAAUGAAUAGGUGCUUUUAUGAAUGCUAAAUUGAUAAAAUGAAUUAACUCUUAAAAUAUAAUAAUAAUGAGUAAGACCAAUUAUUGAAGGAGAAGAUAAAUUCUAUUGGCUAAGAAGUUUUAAAUUUAAAUGAAGAUUUUAUUAAUCUGUGGGAUCUGGAAAAAAAAAAUAAAGAAGGAUAUUAACAUCAUUAGGAUGAUUUAAUUAAUAGUUAAAUAAAAUAAUAAAUUGUUGGUAAAUAAGAAAAAUAAAAAGAAUGCUGUUUUGCAAUAUCAUUUAAUAAAGAUAGAUCUUUAAUGUUAUCAGGUUUUAAUGAAAAAAUAAAAUUAUGGAAUUUUGAAAAUGGGAAUUUGAACUUCUAAAAAGAAUUGAUAGGACAUAAAGAUAAAAUUACUUGUUUGCAAUUUAGUAAAUAUACAAAUAACUUUAUAUCUGGUUCAAAUGAUAAAAGAAUUAUAUUGUGGAAGUAUAUUUCUGAAAAUGAAUGGCAAUAAAUAGAAACUGAUUAAGAUAAUUCAUCAGAAAUAUAUUGUUUAUUAUUAGAUGAGAAAGAAGAUGUUUUAUUAUCUGGAGGAAGUGAUUCAUCUAUUAAAGCUUGGAGUUUGAAAUAAAAUGCCCUCAAAUAUAGAUACUCUUUACAAAAGCACAAAGAUGUAAUUUAUGGUUUGAGUAUGAAUUAAUCAGAAUCCUUUUUGGUUUCAUGCAGUAGGGAUAAAAAUAUUAUACUUUGGAAAAAAGAACGAAAUAAACUCUGGACUUUUUAAUAAUUUGUUCAAUAAACUUUGGAUGAUUUUGGUUAUCGAGUAUCAUUUGUUUCAGAUACAGAAUUUAUUUGGAUUCCUAGGGAUUGUAAAGAAAUUGUUUGUAUGUUUGAACUUUAAAAUAAUGAGUUUAGAGAAAACUAAGAAAAGAAUUUCAUCUUGAAGAAAUAAGAGAAAUCUUCUAACAUGUACUACUUUCCAAUAGUUUAUAUUAAAAAGUAAUAGAUCUUCAUAGUGAAACAUAAAUUUUAUAUCUAUAUAUUGAGAAGAUAAAGAAAUGGGCAAUUUAUUCUAGCGACUGAACCUAUUGAAUGUCCAAAUGAUGAGUUAAAUUUUGCAGGCAUUACUAAUGAUGGAGAAUAUAUAGUAAUAUAUAGAUAGAAAUCAGGUUCAUAUUAAACUCUAAAGUUAAUUUAUGAAUGA
Paramecium sonneborni is the source of this 2170-nucleotide messenger RNA. Lineage: Eukaryota; Ciliophora; Oligohymenophorea; Peniculida; Parameciidae. The record is from the annotation of a GenBank genome assembly.